Messenger RNA from Schizosaccharomyces cryophilus OY26, 1164 nucleotides. Its product is annotated as ER protein translocation subcomplex subunit Sec66. Gene Ontology annotation, biological process: post-translational protein targeting to membrane, translocation. Bases 112 to 690 code for a protein of 192 amino acids. Gene Ontology annotation, cellular component: Sec62/Sec63 complex. The record is from RefSeq and is a predicted model, not a curated record. Lineage: Eukaryota; Fungi; Ascomycota; Schizosaccharomycetes; Schizosaccharomycetales; Schizosaccharomycetaceae. The transcript has a single exon.
GAACCCAUUCCUUUGCAAGAUCCAUUGCUAACAAAGGUAAGUUUUAUAUGGAAAACUAGGAGAUCUUUGGGUGAUUUUUAUUGGAAAAAAAAGGAAAUAUAUUACUGGAAAAUGGUGUCUAUUUAUGCUCCAUUGAUAUAUGUUGCGGUGCUAAUUGGCGCCAUGUACGGCGUUUCUGUCUUUGUUCGAAAGUCAAGAAGCAUCCCAAAUGAAUUUGUUUCUGAAGAAUGGUUUGGUAAAAACUACGCGAGAAGCUACUUUUUUCAGCUCUUGCAGCAAAAUCCUCCGGUCUCUGAUACCAUCAUAAAAGCUGGACUGGUUUUGCGUGCGACGGAGGCUCUGCGUCAGCUAAUGAGGCUAAAAUCCUCUAGAAUGGCUCUCAACGUGUUACUGAAUCGAGGUGGUGUUGGCGAUGAUCUGGUCCGCAAAUUCAGCCGUUUAGAAAAAGAAACGGAGUUGGAGUUGAUGGAUAUUGCAAGGACUGCAAAUUCUUUACAACCUGGUUGGAAUCAAUUCAUUUUCCAAAGUUGCAGUGAAAUCAUCGAAAACGAAAAAAUUCUUCAGCAAGUCGACGAAAUCCCUAAGGACUUGGAAAAAAUCUCCAAUCGUUGGUCCAGCGAGAAGCAACUUUAUGAAGAUGCUGAAAAUGAACGCCGUUUGGAAGCCCAAAAAGAUUUGGGCGUCCUUUGAGUGUUCUGUCAUACAAAUAGUCUGAAUUCCGUCUACUCUUUUUGUUAGACAAAGUCCGUAUGUAUUAUGGCUUUCCCUUUUCUGUUCCAUCCUCCUCCUUUCUUUCUUUCUUUCUUUCUUUCUUUCGUGAUUUACUUUUAAUUUCGUUUGACUCGUAUUUGUCAAAAUUUUGUCUAGCGAACUUGUUCAUCGCUAUGAACGUAUAUAUCAUGGCAUAUACCACCGACUCAACCUACUUUUUAUGUCCUUCCCUUUUAGCCUUUCAACCUUUUUAUCAGCCUUGUUCAUCCUUUGCAUUCCACACUAUGGUCUAAUAAAAGAAAACUAUAUAGACGAUUGUUUCCUCAAAAUCCUUAAUGAAAGUUAAUUUUUUAUUCCAGUCAAAAUUGCAAAAUUUAUAUUAUUCACACUAGAGAAGAUCAAUUAUCAAAUGAAGAAUGAAAUUAUAUAAUUUUGGUAUGCGAUGAUCAAAAC